Molecule: messenger RNA, 1228 nt
Organism: Prosopis cineraria
Lineage: Eukaryota; Viridiplantae; Streptophyta; Magnoliopsida; Fabales; Fabaceae
Product: cold-regulated 413 inner membrane protein 1, chloroplastic-like
Exons: 8
Coding region: 96-779 (227 amino acids)
Cellular component (GO): membrane
Source: RefSeq, a predicted model, not a curated record
GGUUUGGAGCUUAGCCCAGUGGAGCAGAGGCAUAGAAAGCCUACAACGGUAGACUAGAAAGGAAGAGAAGAAAGAUCGAGAAAGAAAAACAAGAAAUGUCGUCUGCUUCUUUCUCUGCAACUGCACAAACUACUCCUUCCCUCUUCUCCAUCGGCAUUAAGAACCCUCAUCUACAUCCUCAAGCUCUGGUUGUACCUCCACGUUCUGGUUCUUCUUGUUAUGGGGCAUCGCUCAGCUACAGCUAUAAUCCGUUAAGAUCUUUUAUUGAGUGCAAUGGAAGGAUAGUGAAGUCAAGGAGAAGAAGAGGGUCCACUGCGGUUUGCUAUGCUGCUCCUCUCACUGCUCGCAAUCUCCAGUUGAUCUCGACUAUUUCUUCUGUGGUUUUAAUACUGGCUAAAGGCACUGGCGUGCAGAAAUCAUUCGUUGUUCCAUUAUUUGUCUUGCAAGCUCCUGCAAGUAUCGUUGCUUGGAUGCAGGGUAAAUAUGGUCUAUGGUCCGCAUUCCUAGCACUCCUGGUUCGUCUCUUCUUUUAUAUACCCGGUGAACUUGAGUUGCCUUUUGUGGCAUUGCUCUUGGUAAUCGUGGCUCCAUAUGAAGUUAUGAAAUUGAGGGGAACACAAGAAGGAGCUAUAAUUUCAUUGUUGAUUGCGGGUUAUUUGGCUUUCCAGCAUUUUUCAAGAGCAAGCUUGCAGAAAGCAUUUGACCAAGAUAAACACUCCAGAGAGAGGGAACGUAUAGAAUCAUUACCAGCAGCACAAACUGUUAUCUGUUAUAUUUAAAUUUUCGGUUUCUCCGUGCAAGUUUUCAUUAUUGGCAGUGAGGAGCGAAGCCCAGAGGCUGUACAUGGUGAACAUCAGCGGCAAUGAAUAAGAGGGAGAUGUGGCUAAGCUGGGGCUUUGUGUUGGUUCUGAGCCAUAGAUUGUUGAUCCACGAGGUAUUGUCAAACUUGGAGGAGUUGUAGUCAUUGGACUUGAUUGAUUCAGUGGGCUUUGAUUUGUUGGUGGACUCGUGCUGCAUGCACGAUAUACGUUAGGAUGUGGAGUACAGUGAUCUAUCUUCAUUUGUAUAGCAUUAUAAUAUGAACAAGAUAAUGUGGCUAAGAAUUCUCACCUUUGUGAUUUGGGUGAUGCAUAGCGGCAGUUCCCAGUACCUGCAAUAAUGUCAAUAAUGUUAUUUUGUAGUUCAAGAUAGUGAAGCUCAAAUAACAAUCAUGAUCUUGGAUGUUUUA